Messenger RNA from Drosophila eugracilis, 934 nucleotides. RefSeq names its product V-type proton ATPase subunit F 1 (gene Vha14-1). Gene Ontology annotation, biological process: proton transmembrane transport. The record is from RefSeq and is a predicted model, not a curated record. The transcript has a single exon. Bases 109 to 483 code for a protein of 124 amino acids. Gene Ontology annotation, molecular function: proton-transporting ATPase activity, rotational mechanism. Gene Ontology annotation, cellular component: membrane; proton-transporting V-type ATPase, V1 domain. Lineage: Eukaryota; Metazoa; Arthropoda; Insecta; Diptera; Drosophilidae.
AAUUGGGUCAUGUGAUAGAAACCAGCUGACCCGAACUUUUUUCCAGAGUCAGGUUUUAUUUUCGCUGUUCACAUCGCUCCCUGAAAAAAUACAGAAAAAUCCAACGAAAUGGCUCUCCACUCUGCAAUUAAGGGUAAGCUAAUCAGCGUUAUUGGCGACGAGGACACCUGUGUGGGAUUCCUUCUCGGCGGUGUUGGCGAGAUCAACAAGAAUCGUCAUCCCAACUUCAUGGUGGUCGACAAGAAUACGGCCGUCAGCGAGCUGGAGGACUGCUUCAAGCGAUUCCUGAAGCGGGACGACAUCGACAUUAUUCUAAUCAACCAGAACUGCGCGGAGCUCAUCCGUCACGUGAUCGACGCACAUACGUCGCCCGUUCCUGCUGUACUUGAGAUCCCCUCGAAAGAUCAUCCUUACGACGCCAGCAAGGACUCUAUUCUGCGUCGCGCUCGCGGCAUGUUCAACCCUGAGGAUCUGGUGCGCUAAUUUCACGGAUUCGUAUCGAGGAGCUCCCAUACACUGUUUCGUAUUGCUGCUACCGUCAGAGUAUUUGCUUUACAGCAUGUAAACAACUAUCCAUAAAUUCAGUGCUACGCCUUUGUUCUUUUUGUGUAUUUAAAGACAUUUAUUAAAUGGUUUUCGUUGUAUAAAAUAGAUUAAAAUCAAAUUGUUCCAAAUCAUGUACUGGAAAAUUAAUUCAGUGUUGGGCUAAGCAUAACUGGAGAUUUCCCACUGGAAAGUAUUUCUAGUGCUGUACCGGUAACAGUCUUCCAGCUCAGAUACAGUGCGCACUCACAACUUAACUUAGAUAUUUGUUUGUGUAAUGUUUAUAUUAAUAGGGUAGUGAUUUUCAAUUUCCGUAUAAUUUCGCAGUAGAAUUAAUUAUCAGUUUAUUGCCAAUAUUACAAAUAAAUAAAAAUAAACCUUUUCUGAUGUG